AUGUCCCGAGAUCAAGCCGCAGCUGGAUGCACUGCACUAGUUCUAGUCUGUUCGCUCAACGUGAACUUUUUGAUCCUUGCCUGUGUGGCCGCCAUGGCCGUUGCCGCCCCUCAGUACAGCUAUGGCGCUCCUCGUGCUGCAUCCAGUGAGGAAGUCGAGUUCGUGCCAAUCCUCAAGGACGACCGUGUCCACGAGGAAGAUGGAACUUACAACUUCGACUUCGAAGCUGCCAACGGCAUCAGCUUCUCGCAGGCUGGAUCCCCCGACGGUGAUGAGGACGCUGUGAUCAAGGCUGGAGAAUACUCGUACACUGCUCCCGAUGGCACUGAAAUCCAUGUCCGCUUCGUGGCUGACGAGAACGGCUUCCAGCCUCAGGGCGCUCACCUGCCAGUGGCUCCUGAGUUCCCCCACCCAAUCCCUCAGUUCGUCCUCGACCAGAUCGCCUUCGCCGCUGAGGAGGACCGCAAACGCGCCCGCAGCGGCGACUCCGACGAAGUUUCCGCUCCUUCCAGACUCACUAAGCAGGGAUUUUUCUUACCGUAUUUCAAGUUGAUCCUUGCCUGUGUGGCCGCCAUGGCCGUUGCCGCCCCUCAGUACAGCUAUGGCGCUCCUCGUGCUACAUCCAGCGAGGAAGUCGAGUUCGUGCCAAUCCUCAAGGACGACCGUGUCCACGAGGAAGAUGGAACUUACAACUUCGACUUCGAAGCUGCCAACGGCAUCAGCUACUCCCAGUCUGGGUUCCCUGACGGCGAGAACACUACUCCUUGGGGCACUGGCAUCAACCUUAUCUUCGUGGCAAACGUGAACGGCUUCCAGCCUCAGGAUGCCCACCUCCCAGUGGAUUCAGAGUUUUCCCACCCAAACCCUCAGUUCGUCCUCGACCAGAUCGCCCCUCGCCCCUGA
This is a messenger RNA of Penaeus indicus, 903 nucleotides long. RefSeq lists its product as uncharacterized. Bases 1 to 903 code for a protein of 300 amino acids. The record is from RefSeq and is a predicted model, not a curated record. Lineage: Eukaryota; Metazoa; Arthropoda; Malacostraca; Decapoda; Penaeidae. The transcript has 6 exons. Gene Ontology annotation, molecular function: structural constituent of chitin-based larval cuticle. Gene Ontology annotation, cellular component: chitin-based extracellular matrix.